Molecule: messenger RNA, 708 nt
Organism: Schistosoma guineensis
Lineage: Eukaryota; Metazoa; Platyhelminthes; Trematoda; Strigeidida; Schistosomatidae
Source: the annotation of a GenBank genome assembly
AUGAGAUUCAAGUUAGAGAAAAGUAACAAAGACUUAACUGAUUCCAUUGAGAAAAGAAUCACCAAAGUACUCAGAGAUCUUCUGAAAAAGAAGAUGAUCGAUAACUCUACUUACAAUAAUCUACGACCUCGUGGGUCUCGUUUGCCCCACAUGUAUGGACUACCGAAAAUACAUAAACAAGGUUAUCCUCUUAGACCUAUUUUGUCAAUGAUCAAUUCACCAUACCACAAAGUUGCACGAUGGUUGGCAGAUAAGUUAGAACCAGUGCGUCAACGAUUAGCCAUCUAUACACUAAAGGAUUCAUUUGUAUUUGCUGACAGCAUAAAUCACAUAAAUAUUGCCGGUAAGUUUAUGGUUUCUUUUGAUGUAACAUCUUUGUUUACAAAAAUACCACUUCUUGAGACCAUAGACAUAAUUUGUCAACAUUCUGACAUCCUACCUCUACCAGUACCAGAAUUCAAACGACUAUUACUCAUUUGUACAAAAGACGUUCAGUUCCAGUUCAACGAUAUCAUAUACAAACAAACCGAUGUUGUAGCGAUGGGAAGUCCGUUAGGUCCUGUCCUAGCAGAUAUUUUUAUGGCUAACCAAACUCAAACGAGCGAUUGAUGAAAUGACGUAUUAUUCGAGGUAUGUUGAUGAUACCUUCAUCGUAUGUAAUAAUAAACAACAUGCAAUAAAUCUGCUAGAGUUUUUCAACGAAGCACA